GUCGGCAAUAUGGCAGCCCUGUGGAAAGCUUACCAGAGGCUGAUGGCCAGGCAUCCCUGGAAGGUGCAGAUCAUCACAGCUGGGACCCUGGUGGGUGCCGGAGAUGUGAUCUCUCAGCAGCUGGUGGAAAGGAGAGGGUUUGCCGGACACAACAGCCAGAGGACUUUGAAGAUGAUGACUGUUGGCUUUUGUUUUGUGGGCCCGGUGAUCGGAGGUUGGUACCAUGUACUGGAUCGUCUGGUACCAGGCAAAACCAAAGCAGCUGCUCUCCAGAAAAUGCUUCUGGACCAGGGCGGGUUUGCCCCCUGCUUCCUGGGCUGUUUUCUGGCUGUGGUGGGCACGCUCAAUGGCUUGUCCAUGGAAGAAAACUGGAGCAAGAUCAAGCGGGACUACCAAGAUACCCUGAUCACCAACUACUAUAUCUGGCCAGCUGUGCAAGUUGCCAACUUCUACUUCAUCCCCUUGAACUACAGGCUGGCUGUGGUCCAGUGUGUCGCCAUUGUCUUCAACGCCUACCUCUCCUGGAAGACUAAUCAACUGUGACUUGGCAACGUGGAGACACAGAGGCUGUUCUGGGCACCAGCACAUCAGAGCUCACUUCUUCCUUCCUGGUGCCUGCAGCACAUGCUCCCUUUGGCCUCUGUUUCUCACACAGGGGAGCUGUCUGUUGCCCACAGCAGAGUAUCCUGCCUUGGCACCCCCUUCCCCCCUCACAUGGCCCCUGUUCCAUCUUGAGCCCCACACAAGUUGAGACUACCCUGAAUCAGUCAUGAGGCUCAAGUGUAUAUGUCUCUGCCAGCAUGAACCAGGCUGAAGAUACUCCUCAACCCCAGGAGGGCCAGGAGUUACAGGCUGUCUGUUGGAUGGAUCAAUUUCCUGAGUUGUGGAAGACCUUAAUAUUGCUGUGGGCAUUCAGAAACAUGACUUGCAUUUGCAGUAAGAGCCUUUUUGAAAAUGGAACAUUAAGGGAAGGCAAACAUGGAGCCCAAAGUCUUUGCCAGUUCUCAACGGCUGUGAAUAAUUUCCAGGUAGUUGUAGGUAGAUUCCACGAAUCAGGUAGAAACUGAUCAGACAAUUUCCAGCUAUGGGUCCAUUCUGUGCAUCUUCAAGACCUGGUUGUCAUUCUAAGGAAUGAAUAAGCUGCUACACCAUGUGGUCACAGUCACGGUCUUGGAUCAGGGAAGAGAUGAUGGGUCUUUCAGUGGGUUCUGUUAGGCAUGAUGGCUGAAGGGAACUUCCAUGUUCAGGUGCAGUGUACCUCUGCAGAGCCUCUGUAACCUGCUUAGUAAAUAGUUGUGACAGAUGUGGACACGGGAGCAAAUGUAAAUAUAUCAGAGAAGCCAUGUUGGAUCAAUAAGAUGGCCCAUCCAGUCCAACCCUCUGUGUCACACAGUGGCCAAAACCCAUCAGGAGAUUCACCAGCGAAGCAAGGUUCCCACAGUUGCCGUUCCCCCAAGCACCAAGAGUGUAGAACAUGUGCUGAGCAGUGUUCCCUCUAAGCUGAGUUAGCGUGAGCUAGCUCACAAAUUUUUAGCCUCCAGCUCACACAUUUUUGUCAGCUCCGGAAAGAUGACUCCUGAGCACACUAAUUUUUGCAGUAGCUCACAGCCUUAAUGCCAGUAACUCACAAAGUAGAAUUUUUGCUCACAGGAUUAUGCAGCUUGGAGGGAACAUUGGUGCUCAGGUUCUGAAAUCAGGAUAAUGGUCUCUAGGGUCCUCCCCUGUCGAACAUGGUGGCUUCAGUAAUGGGGCCAGUCCCAGUGGAGUUUUUCUUGAGUGAAUCUCUGUAUUUAUUUAGAAAAUUUCUAAGCCACCUCUCCAUAAACCUUGUUCUAGGCAGACAAUACCUGAUAAACCAGAGCAGAAAAGGGAGCAGUGGAAAGGGGCAGGUGGUGGAGCUCCCGUCAGCUUCAGAGAGGAGCCCUGGAGCAGUUUGGAGUGCUCAGAGACCCUGCCUGCUUCACUCUACUAAAUGUGGGGAAGCCCUUGAGGGAGGAAUCAGGAUUUUUUUCAGUAGCUAAAGACUGCAUAGAAUGGCACUGUGCAGUGUUCCCUAGAAGAUGAGUUAGUGUGAGCUAGCUCACAGGUUUUUAGCCUCCAGCUCACACAUUUUUCUCUUAACUCAAGAAGGAUGGCCCCAGAGCAGUGUUGCUCACUCGCAACUUCCUCACAAAUUGCUCACUCACAACUUUAAAAUUAGCAACACACAAAGUAGAAUUUUUGCUCACAAGACUCCACAGCCUAGAGGAAGCAUUGGAACUGUGCUGUGAUUUUUUUAAACUUUCAAAAGAACUGUAUUGAAUUAUAAAAGUACAUAAAAUGGGCUACACAGAAACAGCAAAUAAAGUAAACUAUUGUGCCUCUU
Molecule: messenger RNA, 2365 nt
Organism: Heteronotia binoei (common prickly gecko)
Lineage: Eukaryota; Metazoa; Chordata; Lepidosauria; Squamata; Gekkonidae
Gene: MPV17
Product: mitochondrial inner membrane protein MPV17
Exons: 7
Coding region: 10-543 (177 amino acids)
Cellular component (GO): membrane; cytoplasm
Source: RefSeq, a predicted model, not a curated record